CUCCUCUGCUGCUGCUACUGCCGUCUUCAAUCCAAUCUGCGGCCUGCAUGAACGCGUUCCGGUGCCGCACCGUCUCAUUGUCCCACUCCUCAUACAACCUACUCUCGAUUGAGCCAAACACGGAUGCAUACAGGCUAGUGUAGACUCGAAACGGAGCCUUUUCUCUCCCCUCCCGAACAGCUGCGAUGGGGAAUUUGUUGUUGGUUUCCAGGCCGUGUUAGUGUGAAACAGAGUCGAGCUUUGUUGUUUGGAGUGCUUUUUGGCGCAUUACUCUGCAUUUCAGUGCGUCUCAACGUUCGAUGAUAGUGGAUAUUUGGCGGAGGAUCGGUGGAUAUUGAAACUUGUACGGAGUGAGGGAUGCCGGGUGUCGUUGACAGGCUCUUUGCGGUAGUAUUGAGCGAGAGAGCGUGCUCGUGUGGUGAUUCGAAGUGUAGCCUGAUAGUGUGGAGUGUCAUUUGGCGAUGUGUCUGUGGAGCGAGAGCUGAGGAUAUUGCAGUUUCUGGUGUGUAUAUCUUUAAUGUCGUGUUGGAGUGAAGGGCGACGUUUGCAGUGGUGACCAUCGUGCUUUUGUGAUGACGUAUGGCUCGGUUCUAGGUACUAGUGGUCCGUUGUAAGGGAAUGUGGAGUGCAGAAAGUGCCAAGUAUAACUUUUGUUGAUACCGCGCUGCGAUUGUGUUCAUAAACACGCAUAUGCUUUGUACGUUGUGAGCCUUUGAGAUUUCCUGAUAAGCUGCUCGAGCUUGUGGGUGCACGUGAGAGGAAUUGUAGCUUUGUCCGAUGCUUCCUUUCAAGCUAGACGUACUGGCGCUUCGUAUGCCAUUGAGUCUUUAAAGGUGCCAACCGUGAACUGGUGGAUCACUUGCCAUGGAGGAGAGGCUGCUUACUCGGUGGGUUACAACCUAGAAGAUUGAGGUGGCUUCAUCUUUUUGGAUGUGUGGAAGAUCAAGAUUUCAUUGCUGGUUCAAGGCUACAGACUUUGCACAAGAAACGUGGAGUUGUGCUGUUAAAGUCGCCUCUUUUACCCUACUAUGCCAGAUGCAGACGACGAGGAUUUGCAAACAAAGUCAUAUAGGAAUAUUAAAAUGAAGGGAACAAAGGAUGAAAAAGCCGAUGGGAGUAAGGGAGCUGGAACUGCCCUUUUCCCCCGGCUUCAUGUAGCAGAGACGAAAAAGGCAGGUCCACGGGGUCCACCCCGCAACAAGAUGGCUCUUUAUGAGCAGCUCGCUGUUCCAUCGCGAUACAAGCAAUCUCCGAUGCUCCUGCCCUCCUCUGGUCGCAUGGUGACUACUCCUUCCAUGACGACUUCAAUAUUCCAACCGCAGGCACAAGCUUCAUCUUAUGAUAGUAGGUAUUCGUACAUGCCCAUGAGUUAUAUGAGUCCUACCGUCAUUCCCACAAUGGCAUACAUGCCCAUAAUGAAUGUGGGACUCUACGGUGUUGGAGUUGGGGAUGGAGCUGCACCUACAUCUUCUAGGAAUGCCAGCAGUACCAGAAGCACUGUUGUGGACGGGACAACAGAAUCACAGCCAGCUCCAUGGGGUGGGGAAACCCUCUCCCGUGGAAAUAUUUCAUCUGGUUAUUCGAAGCAAUCUUUGCCCAGCAGGAAAGGGAAGGAAGACGACGACUUUGCGGUACCUACUUACUCGGCCACACAAGCGAGAAGUCAGACGAGACCGUCCAUAAAUCCCCCUCAGGUUCCUCAAACCCUCAGGGGUGGCGGCGGGGAUGUGCGUAAAGGCAAGGAGUUGGUAACGGAUAAGCGAUCUCCAGCAUGCUCGACUCAACUACGGCGGACAAGAAAGGAGAGAAGCAUGGAGGAUGAUGCUAGCUGGACGUCUGCUAGUGUCGAAUGCUUGACUGCCUCUGCUAUCGAUAAUGAUGUUAACAUUCAAGACAUCAGCAAUAGAAAGGUGGAAUUUGGUCCCAGAGAACGUGAAGGCGGUCAGACUAAGCUUUAUCCGGUUGGAAUUGGGCUGGACAUAGCCAAGGGGCAGAAGGCUGAUGGAGAACAGAGCUGCGCAAACCUCGCCAAACCCUCAGACGCCCGUGCUGCCGCUGCCCUUCCGGAUUCAGUGCAUGAGGAUGGAGGCUUGAGAGUUGUGCCUGAGCAAGAUAUCUUCAGCAGUCAAAGCUCGGAAAACCGAAGCGGUGAGGCAUCCGAAUUUUCUCAGCGAAAAAGAGGUGGCAGUGCGGAGACAGAGUCGUCAAUGCUAGAGAAUUUACCACCCGGUUCCAUUUGUUUUCGAGAUGUAGUGGAUGCUUUCGGCCAGCAAGAGUUUUGGAAGUCCCAGAAGACAAUCAUGAGACAACAAAAGCUCUUUUCACGACAGGUCUUUGAACUCCACCGGCUCAUUGAAGUGCAGCACCUCCUUGCAAAAUCACCGAGUCUAUCCCAUAACCUUGAUGACGUUCUAGAAGCAGAAGGCGACAAUGUGCCCCUGCCUUCCAGUCCGGUGGCUGAAGUCCCUGAGAUUCCAGAUUUUCCAGAGAGCUCAGGAAGACUCCUAGAAAGGGAAGUCAGCCGUUUUUCCGAGGAAAUCUCAAGACCAGUUUCAGAAUCACGUUCUCAACCCUUGCAGCUCCCACCAUCCAUAACCUCUCAACAGAAUUUUAAUUCUGGAGCUGCGUGGCAGGCCGCGCCUUAUUCUUCAAAUCCAUACGCCGCAAGGAUAUCACCGCCUUACAUGUAUGUACCAUAUCCAGGGCCUUGCUCUCCUGGCUAUGGAGUAUAUCCUAUGAUGGGUGCACCGAUGUCCAUGUAUGGAAACUCAGGAGGAAUGCAGGCUUCUAGAUUUCCAAUUUGGCAGCAGCCAGGUAUGUCUCAGCCCUGGUGUCCCCAAGAUCCUACAGCGGCGGCGGCAGCAGCAGCAGCAGCAGUCUGGUAUGGUCAACAGGUGGUUCCAGGAGGACCUACACCAACCAUGGGGGUUGUUUCUCUCGGAACUAACUCUGAACGUCUAACAUCUUCUAGAGCUACUAGACCGCUCCAAGGAAGCAAUGCACUCAAGGGAAAUGCUUGGCAAGGUGAGGAGACUACUGAUGUAGAAGUUAAACGCUCCAACCCAGUGAAUGCUGUUGAGAAUUCCGGACGGACUAAAGACCGGGGGACUACGGAAAACCGAUGGGACCGUGAGGAGCCAUAUACGUCGCAAAAUAAUCAAUGCGGUGCAGUUCCUCAAAGUGGUGAGAUACAGUGUCGAGAUUAUUUCACUGGACGUGAAGAGACUGGUGGUGGGCUUGGGCAACCAAGCGACGUAGGUCGGAUGGUUGAACGCGAAGAACAUAGAGGGGAGCACUCCUGUCGGGGAGGUGAACCUUUUGGUCUUGGAGAGGAAUCUGCGGGACCGAAGUUAGAGAAAAAAUGGCCUGCAGGAGCAAGGGGCGAGGAACCACUGCGAAGUACUGGUUUGAAACGUCCGCGAGAGGUUCAAGUCUCUGAUAUGUCCUCGUGGUUUUCAAUUAUGUCUCCUGCCAAGCGAAUCGCGCAACAAAACGGUGUGAUAAAGGUUGUGCCGCGGGCAGUCUCUGCAACUCCAGAAUCAGCUGCAAGUAUACUGCUAUCAAUACAAAUGGAAAGACAGCGGUGAACAGGGCUACCGUGAGCACUGGCAUCUCGAGGCUGCUGAUGAACUGGGUUGUGUGCCUUCUACCACCGCAAAUUUCUGGAUUCAACCAUAUUCAAAUGGGUCGCUGAUUAGUUUUUUCCAAUUUUUUUUGAACCUUGCGUUUUUUAGGGUCCUACACUUCUCAUCUAGAGGUAGGAUCUGUCCCCACGCAGGUACAAUUGAAAUUGCUGAAUAUUGUGCAUUUCAGGUGCCCAUCAUUUUGGUUAUGUAGUCUGGGAAGUUUGUAGGUGUUCAUUAGGUUAUAUCUGUAAUUUUUUCCUACAGUCGCUUUGUCUCCUCGACAACUCAGUAAACUUCAUGAUGGGAUGCGGAAAGUUCUGAAUUUUAUUGUUAUAUUCAGAAUGAGUAGCAUUUGUAAUGGUAUUAUUGCCAUCUUCUGGAUCUUUUAUCAGUGAAAGGAAAAACGAUAAUUAGUUGACACCUUUCCUACUC
Molecule: messenger RNA, 4058 nt
Organism: Physcomitrium patens
Lineage: Eukaryota; Viridiplantae; Streptophyta; Bryopsida; Funariales; Funariaceae
Biological process (GO): regulation of photoperiodism, flowering
Source: RefSeq, a predicted model, not a curated record